AUAUUUAUAUCCAAAGCAAAUGAACUCCAACGGACACUAAGAAACUGCCAUUGAUAUUCAAGGUAACCGUCACAAUUCAAUUCAAGAAUCAACCCAGACACACGCGGGCGCCCGAUCGGGCAGACCGGGGUGACGAAUGAAGGUUGCUCUCGGGCCCGACCGGGCGGUGGUGGCCCGAUCGGGCAGAAAAACAGCGAAAUUUAUCAUCGUUCUCGCGCCCGAUAAGGCGGUGGCUGCCCGAUCGGGCGGCGGAGAUGACUACCAGACCCACUCUCGCGCCCGUUCGGGCGAGUAACACCCAAAUCGGGUGGAGGUGAGGUCUGCAAUUACAGCUUUUACAAACCGAAAGCUGCUCUUUUCACCAUUGUUCUUUUGUUCCUUUUGCUUUAAUAUUCUUACUUAAUUAAUUUACAACACCAUUGCCUAAGUAAAUUAAUUAAUUAUCUUGUCAUUUUGUCUAAAUUCUCAAAAUUAUUUAACACUCUGUACUCUGUAGGUAAAGAUCGAAUUAAUCAGCAAUUGUGUUACAAUGUGCUUUACUUUUCAAGCGCAUCUUUUCUAGUAUACAAUGGGAGAUAUCGAUUAACUUGUUGUAAUACUGUAGUAGUUAUGCUAAUAAAGUCAGAGAUUAGUACUGGUAUAAGUAUUAUCCAAGCAAACCAAGUUAUGUUACAUUGAUACAUAGCGUUAUAUUAUUGUGCUACUAGACCCAACUGUAGGAAUAGAAUCUAGAGCUUUUUGAUACUUUGAAGCAAAGAAUGAAUCUCGAAUUAAAGAUUUCUCUAGUAUAAAUGCAACAUGAGCUUAUUUCUGCACUACUGAACACCAAAACCUGUGGACAUCUAAGCUAUUAUGGUGAUCCAUGAGCGAUUUUUCGCUGUAACUUUGCUGUCUUUACUUGCAAUUUCCUUGGACUGCCAGAGUAUGAUGUUCGUAAGAGGUGAACAGCAAAUGAAGGGGAACUGCACCUAUGUAAUCACUAUAGAGACUAGCUGCAUCAAAGAUGCUGGCACGUCGAAUCAUAUCAGCCUACGAUUUGGAGACUCGAAAAGCUACGACCUUUUAGUACACCCCCUUAAUAGGAGGCACGUAAAAUGGGUGGAUAAAAUGGAUCAGAGUGUCUUAGAUGAUGCGCCGAGGAAACCCUUUCAACCUUGCAGUGUGGAUGAUUUUCAGGUUGAUGGACCCUGUGUGGAUACAGCCAUCUGCUACUUGUAUCUGAAGCUGACAGGAACUGAUAACUGGCGGCCUGGCUUUGCUCAGGUUCGGGUUCUGGAUGAGGCUCGUUUCAACUCAGAUUAUUUCUAUUUUCGCAGUGAUCUCCCUAGGCAUGUCUGGCAUGGCUAUGACUUUUGUGAUAGAGAGGUCACUCGUUUUGGGAUUAGGCACAAAAGAAAAGUUUUCGAUUAAGCUUAUACUGAGUUGCAAAUAGUGUGUUACAAGUAAAGUAACAGGUCAUGCAACAUAGGCUUCAACUUUGCUAUCUACCUUAAAUAUAGAU
Molecule: messenger RNA, 1501 nt
Organism: Chenopodium quinoa (quinoa)
Lineage: Eukaryota; Viridiplantae; Streptophyta; Magnoliopsida; Caryophyllales; Amaranthaceae
Product: embryo-specific protein ATS3A-like
Exons: 2
Coding region: 853-1410 (185 amino acids)
Molecular function (GO): protein binding
Source: RefSeq, a predicted model, not a curated record